Molecule: messenger RNA, 1070 nt
Organism: Linderina pennispora
Lineage: Eukaryota; Fungi; Kickxellomycota; Kickxellomycetes; Kickxellales; Kickxellaceae
Exons: 1
Coding region: 25-867 (280 amino acids)
Biological process (GO): double-strand break repair via homologous recombination; DNA damage tolerance
Cellular component (GO): nucleus; Smc5-Smc6 complex
Molecular function (GO): ubiquitin-protein transferase activity
Source: RefSeq, a predicted model, not a curated record
CCAGUUUCCUCCUAUACGCAUUCAAUGUCACAAUCAUACAGCGAUGAGCAGCGCAUGCUGGCACAGUGGUGCAUGGCGGCACAGUUCUUUAGUGAAGAAAAGCUGCGGGCCGCAAUGCAGCGCAUAUUUAACACCGACGACAUUGACUUGCAGCACAUUGUUGAUCGUACCAACAACUCGCUAUCAAUAUUCUCGCUCGAGCUGCGCAGCCGCAUGGAUCAGCUUACUGGUACCCGCGACUGGGCACUUGUCAACACCAAUGCCGACGAGAUCUCAAAACAGGCGACCCCGUACAGCCCGGUUGAGCUGUCGAUACUAAAGGCACUAAUAGAGCAAAUUUGCACCGAACCCUCGGGAAACUUUUGCAUCACGUACCACGAGGCUGUGCGCGAGGCUGCACGUCUAGGUCCUUCAGGGUUCUCGCUAACCGAUGCUGGCUUGCUCUUGGACAAACUGUGUGGCGACGGCUGGCUCAACCGCGCUAACGGCGGGUUCGUGGUCAUGGGUGCACGGGCGACCAUCGAAUUACAGUCGUUUUUGAACGACUCAUACCAGGACUUGCUGCACGAGUGCUCGCUGUGUAAGGAAAUAGCGACAUGCGGGAUUGUAUGCGAUGGGUGUGGAGCUGCUCUACAUCCGUGCUGCGUAGACAGGGUUGUCGAGGCAGGUGGGUCGCGCGGACUGGCAUGCCCGCAGUGUCAUAAGGCAAUCAGAGAACCGAGUAGGUUUGGACCUGGAGAGGACGGUGUGCCGAUUGAGCACCAGGAGAGCAUCGCAGAGGACGGUUCGGAGGAUGAGCAGACAGCAUUGAAACGCAUGAAGGCAGAGCCAGUAGCUACCCAGGAUAGCGACGACGAUAACCACUAGCUGAAUGUCAUUUUGAAAAUAAUAUAUUGUAGUGCAACACUAUAGAAAAGUUAUGGUGUGACGCACGCAAGUUUGUAGUGUAUGGGCACGUGAGACUAGCCACGAGGGAACAAAGCACACCCCCCCAGGACGCACAGAUAAAAGGCCGCAUGCGACAGAGAUACAGAUUGUUUCUACAGGUUUAUUCUUUUACUCAAAACACA